AUGGCAUCCCAUCAACUUGCCAUCGCGAAGGCCUCCUUCUCAGCGGGGCUGCUGCGACCCGACCCGACCUCCGUACCCCGCGACGCGAUCACCGCCUUCCACACCUUGCUCGACCGGGCGCUGUCGCAAUGCACCCCGGCAAACAUCCAGACCUGCAAGACCUGGCUCCUCGACCACCAAGUGGUCUCCUCGUCCAAUCGCGUCGGCGUGUGGGCCAAGUACCUGGUCGCGCUGUCGGGCUCAUUUGACGAUGCUCCCCCGUCCAAAACCUCGGCGAAGCGCAAACGCCUCCACAUCCUCUACCUCCUGAAUGACCUCUUCCACCACACCAAAUACCACCUCCCGACGACCGCCGCCUUCGCGACGCUGACCGGCGCCCUGCAGCCGCACGUUGUUGACCUCCUCGGCGCCGCCGCCGGCUACUCCCGCGAGCAGCACCCGAAACACCACCGCCGGCUGGACGAGCUCCUCGACAUUUGGGCGAAGAACGGCUACUACGCCGCCGACUACGUGCUGAAGCUCCGCGAGGUCGUGCAGAAUGCGGCGCUGUCCGGCCCCGUCAAGACCUCGCUGAUCGUCGAGGAGAGCAUCGCCCAACACCAAAAGAACGUGCCGUUUGUCAUGCCGGCCACGCACGGCGAUCCCGCCACCCCCUGGUAUGAUCUGCCCGCCGGCAAUCUGAUCCCGCAUAUCAUUCCGGAUGAGCCGGUGCCGUUGCGCGGGGAGACCAUCAGGCCGUUGCAGUUUCUGGCCGGGCCCGCCGAUGGGAAGUUGGUGGCGGCGUUGAAGCGGUUUCUGGGCGAGGUGGACGGGAUCUACGCGGGGGCCGCGGACGAGGCGGUCGAGCUUGAGGAGGAUGAGGUCGUGGAUUUGGAUGAGUUGGGCCAGCUCGUCGUGCGCGAGAGCUUGAGUGGCGAGAUUGUCAAGGGCGAGACGUAUUAUGGCUGGUCGAGGGGGUUCUGUCAGCAGAUGAAGAAACGGGCCAAGAAGGGGAAGGUGGAGCGCAGCCGCAGCCGCAGCAGGAGCAGAAGCAGGAGCACGCGCAGUCGCAGUCGCGGCUCGUAUCACAAGCGACGGUACAGCGAGAGCGAGAGCGAGACGGGCGGACGCUGGAGGGAUGACAGUCGGUCGCCGCACAGACGGCGCUACGAUGCGCGGCCUCAGUCGCGGUCCCGCUCGCGGACGAGGUCGCGAUCGCCCCCUCCGCGUGCAGGUGCGUGGCAGCAGCUGGGGCAGCAGCCGGGGCAGCGAGACCGGUCGUACUCUCCCCAGCCGGCGCCGGCUGGCUAUCAUCCGGACUAUCGCCAACCGCCUGCUCCUGCCUCGAAUCCCUACGGCCAUGCUCCCCCUCCUCCGUCGCUACUUCCGCCCACACCACACGGCCUUCCGCCCGCUCCUCCCCAUCCAUCCAUGGGCUAUCCCCCGCCGCCUCCUCCUUCCUCGUACCAGGCCGGAUUCCCCCCGGGUCCACCGGGUCUACCCCACGCUCCUCCUCCUCCCCCUCCCCCGAACUACCAGGGCCCAUGGCCGCCCCCUCCGCCUCCCAUGCCCUUCGCGCCUCCGCAGCAGCCCUCCCACUUCCCGCCGCCAUAUCAACAGGGGCCGCCCGGCCAACCACCCGCUCAAUACCACCACCCACCGGGCCAGUACCAAGCACAACCAGGCCCCUACGCCCAGCAAAUGCCCCCGGGAUCUUACCACUUCCCGCCGCCACACGCGCCACACGCGUCUCACGGCCACGGCCAUGGCCGGGGAUGGCAGCAGUACCCGCACGGGGGUAGAUAGUCGAUAGUGCAUCUCCAUAGAGCGGUAGAUAGAGAAUAUCCACACAAUGUACC
Aspergillus uvarum CBS 121591 is the source of this 1838-nucleotide messenger RNA. Its product is annotated as RNA polymerase II-binding domain-containing protein. Gene Ontology annotation, cellular component: perinuclear region of cytoplasm. The transcript has 3 exons. NCBI's taxonomy places the organism in Eukaryota, Fungi, Ascomycota, Eurotiomycetes, Eurotiales, Aspergillaceae. Gene Ontology annotation, biological process: intracellular calcium ion homeostasis. The coding region runs from base 1 to 1785 and encodes 594 amino acids. The record is from RefSeq and is a predicted model, not a curated record.